AUGCACAAACACCCAGAAGCACUCUCCGACCCCGACAUCUUCUCAGACAUCCCCGUGGGAGAAGAGAGGAAGGCUAUCGACGCGGCUGAGGGGAAACCGCAUUCACCGUAUGCUGGAUUCGCUGCUGGUAUUCUGUCGGGAUGGACAAAGCUCGUUGUCGGUCAGCCGCCUGAUACGAUAAAAACGCGACUGCAAUGUACACCUCCAGGCUACUACAAAGGCGCUUGGGACUGCUUUACCAAAACAGUCAGCAAAGAAGGACCGAGAGCUCUUUACAAGGGAGCUAGUAUACCAGCAAUGACAUGGCCCAUAACCGACGCGCUUCUGAUGGGGAGCGUGCACAACUAUCGAGCUUUCCUUUUGGGUCAUGGUUUUGAGGAACGUAUACCGGGAACAGACAAAGAACGGUUAUCCAUCCUCGGCCACACCGUCGCUGGUCUCUUCGCCGGCUGGACAAACUCCGUAGUCUGCCACCCCUCCGAAAUAGUCAAAUGCAAACUCCAACUCCAACUCGCCCGUCCCGCGCACAUCCCCAAACUCUAUUCCGGCCCCCUGGACGUCAUCCGACAGACAGUACAGGAGCAAGGUGUCUUUUUUGGGAUGUGGAGGGGGUGGGGGGCAAGUUUGAUGUUUAGGAGUUAUCAUGCGGCCAUGUUUGGAAGUUUUGAGAUUCUGAAUAGGAUGUUCAAAUCGUGGGAUGGCACGAGCUGGGAGAUCCCCACGGAGCUCGCCAAUUUCCUGGCGGGUGGUCUUGCGUCGAACGUCUACUGGAUAGCCGCUCUACCAACGGACAAUGUCAAGAACCGUAUCAUGGCCGACGACAUCAAAAACCCAAAAUACAAAGGCGUAUUCGACGCAUACAAAAAAGUCUGGAUGGAGACGUACGAUCCUUCAAAGGGUGCCAGUUGGAAUGCCGCUGCGAGAUGGCGGACUCUCUUCCGUGGCUUUGUACCGGUGGUAGUCAGAGCGUUCCCGACGAAUGCUGCUGCUCUUAUGGUUUGGGAGGGGGUCAUGCGGUAUUCGGGAGCCAAGUAG
This is a messenger RNA of Cryptococcus wingfieldii CBS 7118, 1035 nucleotides long. Its product is annotated as solute carrier family 25 (mitochondrial carnitine/acylcarnitine transporter), member 20/29. Lineage: Eukaryota; Fungi; Basidiomycota; Tremellomycetes; Tremellales; Cryptococcaceae. The coding region runs from base 1 to 1035 and encodes 344 amino acids. Gene Ontology annotation, biological process: transport. Gene Ontology annotation, molecular function: transmembrane transporter activity. The transcript is spliced from 11 exons. The record is from RefSeq and is a predicted model, not a curated record.